AGUCGGGUGCAGAGUUGAAGAAGACUAGUGUUGUUUACUUGCAAUUGAAAUUUGAGUGUGUUAUUUAACAGCCGUUAUUGAAUAGUCUUGUGCAUUUUUGGUGUGAUAAUAAUGGCAGGGGGUUGUUAUUCGUGCACCAAAUACUUAUUCGUUUUUCUCAACUUCAUAUUUUUGGUGUUUGGGAUAGCAGGAAUUGCUGGUUCAGUUUAUAUGUUGGUUGAUCCAACAUUCUCAUUUCAAUUCACCCAAAAUCCUGGUGAUGCUACUAUUUCUGUAAUAAUCCUUCUUGUUGCUUCAAUUAUCCUUUUCUUUGCUGGAGCCCUUGGAAUAUGGGCCACCAUUAAGGAAAGAAGAUGGGGGGUUGUUUUGUGCUUCUGUUUCCUCCUUAUUAUUGUUGUGGCUCAAGUAUCAGCUGGAGUUUGGGGUUACAUCCACAGAGAUAAUUUGGAGACGCAAAUUCGUAUCACCGUUAAGGAAACUGUUGAACGUGAUUACAGGGAUAAUAAAAAUAAUAUUCGCGCCUUGUUUGAUACGUUCCAGGAAAAGCUUGAGUGUUGUGGUGCUGAAAAACCUAGCGACUGGAUGAACACUGGCGAAAUUAACUAUGGAAUAACCAAUUCCAAAUCGACUUAUUCCAUCCCAGAAAGCUGUUGCCGCAAAUCCAUAAGCAAGGAUCAGUGCAUUUCGGCUACACACGACUUGAAAAUCGGCAGCCAAAUCAAUUACAGUUCUAUCUAUGAGAAAGGCUGCUACACUUUAAUCAUUGAAAAACUCAAGGACUACGUAAACGUUAUUCUUGGCGUUGGAGGGGCUAUUCUUGCAAUCGAGCUUCUUGGUUUGAUUCUUGGAUUAUGUUUGGCCUUCUCAAUGAACAGGCCAAACCGCUACAAGGCUUAAUUGUAAGCACAAAAUUCGUUUAGCAAAAUAUUGCAUUAAUUAACUUUACGUACAAAUGUCGUUUAAAUUUAAAAAAGAGCGUUAUUUUCAGAGACGUUUAUACCAAAAAAUUAUAUUUAUCUAUUCUUGAACUGUACAAAUCUAUGUUUAUCAAAUACAUGUAUUAUUUAGAUUUUUUAGGUAAUGGCUCUGAAAUAUACCAUUGUGCCAUAUUUUUAAAGUUGUAAACCUUUAUUUAACAUUAAUGCAGUUAUUUAUAAUUGCUUUAAAAAGUGUUACUUGGUGAUUUUUUUAAUGGCGGAGAUGCACUUCGAUACGUUGUAAGCGACCAUUAAGAAAGUUAGGAAAAAUAAUUAAAAAAAUCUGUCUGCUUUCUUCUUUUAGAUAUUUGUUAAAGACGGAAUAAGAAAUACUAAGGAUGGUGGAUAUGCUAUUUAGACUACUUCUUGUUAUACAAAAGUGUGGUUAAAACUGCUUUACAAUUUUCAUUAUACGAGGUGAAAUCAGAAGGAAUUUUACACAUUUGAUUUUGUUGGUACUGUAUUUCAAUAUACUUUAAUAUUUUUAAUAUUUAAAAUUGACACUCCUGUUCAAUGCCUUAAUUUUACUUAACAUUCGCAUUUUUAAAUAUAAAUAUAUUUCCAACAAUUAAAUAUAAAAGAUAACAGAAAAUUCUAAACAAAAAGAAAUUUUAAAAACAACAGCAUUUUGAUGAAAUUAUUAAUUUUUGCUGCAAAAAUCCAUAUAUCUACCACUGAUAGAUAUAUGCAUGAAUCCACCAAAUUAUUUUGUUUUACUCAAUGCACAGAACAUAAGACUCAAUGUAGCCAAUUAUAAAUUUAGGGUCCCUAGAGUUUUGACGUCAAAUUCCGAAUAAAAAAAAGAAAGUGUAGGUCCAUGUCAAUAAAUGGCUUAAAAUCGUUGCCAACAUAUUCAUAGCACCUUGAUGGAAAAAUAAAACCAAAAGGAAUUAUUUGAGCACUUUACCACAAAUAACAGUUAAGGACACAUAACGUUCUAUUAAAAAUGUUGUCAAGUUUCCAAAAAUGAAGAAUUUGGGUUCUCAAUCUCUUCAUAUCUUGGUGGAUUGAGUAGAAUUUUUAUUAUUUUUUACCUGACUUUAUCAAUGGUCCCCUUAAACAAACCAAAGAGCUCCGCCAUUAAAAUAUCACCAUAUAAGUAUAUAAAAAAAAGUUUGUUUAGCCCAUUGAAAUACUAAAAGUGUUAACAGCAAUUGUAUACAUUAACUACAUUUUAUUUUUUUGUAGAUAGAUUUACCCUUAAUUUUAGAUUAGGUUCAUCACUAUUUUAAUGAGUUUCCGCAAAAAACAGCAUUAAUUCAUAAACAAAUAAUUUAUACCAUUUUUAUGAUUUAUUAACAAGGAGUGAGUUAAUAUUAAAACUAAAAUAUUUAUAGAGUUACUUUGCUAGUCCAUUUAUUAAGACGUUUUUAAAUUAUAUUUUAAAAUAUGCCCAAAAAACAAUCUCAU
Molecule: messenger RNA, 2387 nt
Organism: Brassicogethes aeneus
Lineage: Eukaryota; Metazoa; Arthropoda; Insecta; Coleoptera; Nitidulidae
Source: the annotation of a GenBank genome assembly